Molecule: messenger RNA, 1176 nt
Organism: Salvia hispanica
Lineage: Eukaryota; Viridiplantae; Streptophyta; Magnoliopsida; Lamiales; Lamiaceae
Source: RefSeq, a predicted model, not a curated record
AUGAAAGCGUUAUUGGGAGCCCACGACCUUUGGGAGAUCGUGGAGAAUGGCUACGAGGAGCCACAAGACGAGACCGAUCUAUCCCAACAACAAAGGGAUAGAUUGCGAGAUGCGAGAAAGAGAGACAAGAAGGCUCUCUAUCUCAUCUACCAAGCUUUAGGGGACGACGAUUUCGAGAAGAUCUCGAGUGCAAGCACCGCCAAAGAAGCGUGGAAGAAACUCCAAAUCUCAUGUGUUGGUGCGGAGCGAGUAAAGAAGGUACGCCUCCAAACUUUAAGAGGGGAAUUUGAAUCUUUACAUAUGAAAGAGUCCGAAUCAAUUUCGGAUUAUUUUUCAAGAGUCUUGGCGGUGUCAAAUCAAAUGAAAAGAAAUGGUGAAAAAUUGGAGGAUGUUAGAAUCAUGGAGAAAAUAUUGCGCUCUCUAACCCCUAAUUUUGAGCACAUAGUAGUUACAAUAGAAGAAACAAAAGAUUUGGAGGAAAUGACCAUCGAUCACUUAUUGGGUUCGCUACAAGCAUAUGAGGAGAAACAAAAGAAGAAACAAGAAAAUGUGGAGCAACUUUUGAAGCUGCAAGUAAGCCCAAAGGAGAAAGAAGAAAGCUCGAGCAAUGGUGGUGGCCCACAAGGAAGAGGUCACAGACAACGACAAGAUCGUGGUCGUGGUCGUGGUCGAGGAUAUGCUCGUGGACGUGGACGUGGACGAGGAUAUUUCUCCAACAAUGAAGAAAGAAAGGAGUUCCCAAAUAUGGGACGAGGAAGGAGCAAUCCACAGUCGAGGUACGAUAAAUCUUCAAUAGAGUGUUAUAAUUGUCAUAGAUAUGGGCACUAUGCUUCCGAGUGCAGAGAGAAAAAAUCAAAAGUUGAAGAGAAUGCCAAUUAUGUGGAGAAUACGAAUGAAGAAAAUGGAUGUGUUCUUCUAGCCUAUAAAGGAGAAGCUGGAAGAAAAGAUGAUAUGUGGUACCUCGACACAGGAGCGAGCAACCAUAUGUGCGGGAACAGGAGCAUGUUCGUGGAGCUUGAUGAAUCAGUAAGUGACAACGUCUCCUUUGGUGAUGAAUCUAAAAUUCCAGUUAAAGGAAAAGGCAAGAUUCUAAUUCGUUUGAAGAAUGGAGCUCAUGAUUUUAUUUCUAACGUAUAUUAUGUGCCCAAUAUGAGAAAUAAUAUAUUGAGUCUUUGA